AUGCCAGGUCGCAUCGUCAUGGACAGCCAUGCCGCACCGCAGACCAACGGCCUGAACAAGGACCCACCCACCAUGGCCUCGACCGCUCCUGCACAACCCUCUGCCCUAGCAAACGGCUACAGCAAUGGCACCACAAAAGAGGAGGAGAAGGCUUUGCCGCCAGAGCUGGAACACUGGGCACAUACCUAUGUCCCCAUGGGCACACUACUAGAGCGCAUGGCCCAACAGUGUUACUUUGACCUGGGAGAGGUCAUUGAGCAAAUGGCCGAUCUGAACAUUGGCACACCGCAAACGAAUGGCGCAUCCACUGCAGCCCCUGACGUGUCAAAAGCGAGCGUGGACAAGAAACUGCGACUCAUGAACUUUGCAAAUACUCAACAAGCUCGCUUCAUCAAGGCCCUAGUUCUGUCAGACUGGGCGCGCAACAUGGGCGACAUGGACAAGCUGAUCGAGUUGCGCAUGUGGCUGACUCAACAGGAUGAAGCAUCAACACAAGUCGGCGAUGCCAUUAUGCAGAUGAAACACAACAUGAUCGGUGCCAAAAUGCCCAACCCAAACAUCCAAGGAGCCCUGGAACUUCUUUCCACAUCCAAAGCCCCAUGGUUGCCCAGUCUUGGUUACAUUGCGCCAAAACCUCUGUCUGCUCAGAAACUGCUCAAGACGCUACGAGACAUGAAUUUUGUCCUCUCCGUACGACUCAACCUGCAUGAGCAACUACCUUCACACUUCUGCAACUACUCGAUAGCCAACGGACGUGCUACCUUUGUUGUGCCCAACGAGUUUGAGCUUGAUCUGGCUGUUACUGACGAAGACACGACAUCACCUUUCUACUUUAUCGAUAUUCGGUUCCUGUUUUCUGAUGCUCCACCCUUGGCAGAUGGCUUCGCUCGCGCACAUCUCGAAGGAAAGGUCAAUCAGCUACUCCAGAUGGAAGGUCUUUCUGCGGCCUACGACUUUCUCCACGGAUUUGUUCUCACACACAAGAUCACACUGCUACGGAUACAGGCCUCCGAUUUGGCGCGCACGAGGUGGACUGAAUGUCUACACGUCGAACCCGUUCAUCGAUCGCUCAUCGUUCAAUACUGGACCGGCCAGCCUGGAGGAAAGAGUUGGAUCGAAGUCGGAAUCAUGAAGGGACACAACGCAGAAAACGCAGAUCGACCACAUACACCCGCGCGGAUGAACAUUCGCUGGUUCAGAGCUGGUAAGGAGGUUCCUGAUGCGAAAUUCGAUAUCGAUCCAGCCAGCCCCUCGAUGGAACAUAUACUGAACCAGGUCACUGCUGCGCAUAUGACGCUUCGCCUUGAAACCGUCGAGAACCAGCUUCUGGCUAUCUCACCACUGAAAUCUGCUCUGGACUUGGACUUGAAGGCUUCGUUGACAGAUCCGAAUGCUUGCGCCUUGUCCAUGAAGCUUGGUAAGCACGGCCUGGAGACUUCGCUACGCAUUGUCCCUGUCAAUGGCAACAUCUCAAUUUCACCAGUCUCUGCUGCUUCGAUAGACGUAGAGAGAAGACUCCACUCUGACCCAACAAUCGACGCUGCACAGAUUUUGUCGUACCUCAACUGCAAGCUCGUCCAGGAUCAAAUCACACGACAAGCUGUGCAGGCUGGCUGGCUGCUGAUGCCAACAGCACAACAAGGUGAUGUCAACAAAAUCUUUGCCGAACAGAUCAUUCGCCGCACAACCUUUACUCGCCAUGGCUGGGGUGAGGACUGGGCCAUCUGCCUCACCAUCAGCUUGCAAGGUGUGAAAUGGUGGAUUGUCCGUCUGGCGUCAACCUCACCAACCUCUCGUAUAAUCAACACAGCCGAAACUCUAUCCAUUCCUACAUCAACAAGAUCUUUCGAUCGCCAUACACUUAUGCUCAUCGAAUCCCGCGCAGUGGCACAAGUCUCUCUCAGCAACAUAUCUUCUCAAUUACGAAAUGCUAAGAUCAGUCAUGAGAUCAGACAUGUGUCUCCUGCAGCCGCACAAACCAACAUUACAGCAUCGCCGCUAUCCGCAUCCACCACUACAGCAGUCAUCGGCAUCAAGUUCGAGGACUGUAUGCAACCCUCCUCAGUAUCUGAGCGCAAACUCUGGAAACCAUGGUGUUGCAGUACUAUGGUACUCACACAUCAUGGCGUCGACGAAUCAGCAAAAGACGCCGUCAAAGUGGUUCACGUUCUUAAAACGAAUUUGACUCCUGAAACAGCCCAGAUCCUUGCGCCGCUGGCCGGCAAGGGCACUUCAAACCAGGAUAUCGUGUUUGCUGCUAACGGCAUUCUGGCUCUUCAACUUCGUACGCAUUUUGGUGUUGAUCUGAUCGGCGCUGUGAAAAGCAAACUCCGACGUGUAGAACGAUUGGCAAUUUGUCUUGCCGCCAUCACGAAGCGGAGUUUUAUAGUCGAGAAAGUGGCGGUUACGGGCUUGGUAUUCCGCUACUCGACCGCUUCUUCUCAGCAGCUUAAAGCAGGAAUCUUGUUCUCUGACGAUGCAGCACAGCCUAUGCAGUUGCGUUUUGCGGCCGAGGAUUCGACAAACCCGCACCGAUGCGUGCAACCACUACUACAAAAUCUUCUCCUCGCACCUCCUGGCGUUUCCUCUAUGAUCGAGGAGAAAGCACGGGUAGAGAAGCUGUUUGACACACUACACACAACCACACCACUCCUUUCCGCUUGCGCAAUAAUCGAGUCAAAGGACCCAGCGGCAAAGACCUCAAGGAUCGCUAGCAGGAACUUGACACACCUCCGGAUUCGCUAUUGCUCUCCAUUACCAUCGUUAACUCUCAACAUCGAAGCUUUACGAAAAGAAGGAAAGAAUCUCUGGUCGAUCACGGUACUCAAAGAUCAAACACCUGAAUACGACCAAGCGUUGGAUUUGCUGCAGCAAGUCUGGCAAGGCAAGGAUGUUGAUGGUGUUAAGGGCUUUAGGACUGGUAUUGUUGCUCAGGUGGGAGCUGUGGAGAAAGUAUUGCUUGACCUUGAUGGUGUGGUCAGAGGACAGGGAGGUGAUGGGCAAGGUCAUGAAGUCGUGGUCCUGGACUAG
Aureobasidium vineae is the source of this 3030-nucleotide messenger RNA. Lineage: Eukaryota; Fungi; Ascomycota; Dothideomycetes; Dothideales; Saccotheciaceae. The record is from the annotation of a GenBank genome assembly.